This is a messenger RNA of Candida albicans SC5314, 2904 nucleotides long. RefSeq lists its product as uncharacterized. The record is from RefSeq and is a predicted model, not a curated record. Lineage: Eukaryota; Fungi; Ascomycota; Pichiomycetes; Serinales; Debaryomycetaceae. The transcript has a single exon. Bases 1 to 2904 code for a protein of 967 amino acids. Gene Ontology annotation, biological process: protein secretion.
AUGACACCUCCAAAGAUUGAAGAGCUUCCGGACGAAGAGCCCAAAGUGGCAAAACCACCCAAGAAGAACCCAUUUGCAUUACGUCCCAAAAAGACAACUAUUCAAAGAUCUGUGGAUGAGGUGUACCCAUUACGAAAGGGCCUCAAUAAACCCGAGAUCAAAAGCACCAAACCAAUCGACUUGUUAUUCGAAAAAUUGGAAAAUGUGUUGGAUUUAGAGUAUGAUCAGUUGACUAUCGAUGUCUUGUACCAACGUUUGUUCAAUGAUAAACAAGAGUUUGAUUCUUUUACGAAAAGAUAUGAAGUUAUUGAGCAAUUGCUAGAUUAUUUGAUUGAUAUACAGAAAUUGUCAAUGAACUCGAUUCAAAACGACGAUAAAAAUCUUAUUGCCAUUUCAUUACAUGACCUCAAGACAUUUAGUAAGUUACUUAAUGUCAUCAUCAUACACGGCGUGUAUCCGCCUUUGAAUAUACUCCGCAUAGGUAUACAGUUUGAAAAAAGGCAAUUAAAGAAUUUUUCAAACAACAAGAACUUGAUUAAGAUUGACAAGUUGCCUCAGACUGAUUUUGCAUAUAUUGAAAAGCUUUUGACUUUGAUUUAUACAAAGCUAUUGCGGGUUUUACUGAUAAAAUCUGAUGUUGCUAGUUUAUUAUUAAAGGGAACCGGCUACACCGACUUUUUGGUUGUGGCUAUUACAUUGAUUGUCAUCCCUCAGUUUAAUUCCAGUGAUAUCGACUUUGCUAAAAUUGAAAGCAUAGCAUCGACGUUUGAGUUAUACCAGACAUAUUCUUUGUUGUUAACCACACCAUCUCCAGCUAUUUUCAAAAAGUUUGUAAUGUCACAUUUGGGGUCACUCCACUAUUCAAGACCAAAUGGUAUACUCACACUAAUUGAGUUUGUUCUUGGGUUGCGAGACCAAGAGGAAAUAAACAUCGAAAAGUUUGAUAAUGUGGCAAAUGUUGUUUUGCAGAAACCCGCCAACGUCGACACCAAGAGUUAUUUUAUGUCAGUUGGGAAUCAAAUGUAUGACUUGUUGAUUAAUAUCAACCGACCAAAUGUUACUUCAUGUGUGGCAUAUGUUUUGGAAAAAUUAUGGCAGAGAAACAAACUAGUUGUAACGGAUUUUGUUUUGCAAAGAAUAUGGAACAACUUCAAUCCUCCACCAAAAGACGAAGGUAUCUUAGUGACUGAAGCCCAAUUGAAUAACAAUAUUAAUGUGAUAUUAUCUUUAACCAAAAAGGGGUUGGAACCCGAUUUAUACCAAGCUGUUAUUCAACCUGUGUUACUACCACUUUGGGGGUAUUACACCUUUCUAAAACAAAACGGUAAAGAAGGUGGGGUCGCCUUGAACAUUUUGACUAGCUAUUUUACAUUAAUGAAGGGUAUCGACGAUCUGGGAUUGCCAACUAUAGCUAAAAAUUUACUUUACAAACAUGGAGAAAACUGGAAAUAUGAAUUUGGCGACAACAACUUGACCCAAAUUGUGACAGAAAAACCCGAAUUUGUAUCUCAGAGCAAAGAGUCCAAAAUCAAUAAAUUCUUGAACGAUUUGGACUUUGCUUGCGAAUUGUUUGUCAAGGUAUUGGAGGAAUUGGAUGAUAGUCUAAUUCAACAGCUAUUUGUAAAAAUCUUGAACAACUGGUUAAACAAUGACACACAAAUUUUAGGAGGCGAAGAAAGAGAUCCAUUUCUAAUGCUUCUUGAUUUACGUUUAUUAGAAAAAAUAGGGGAGAAGUUUAGAGAGAAUUUAGCAACGAACCCAAUUGAUAUGUUAGAAUUGGUACAGAGUUUUCUCAGUUCCUACAAGCCAAACAGCAAAGAGAAUGAACACAGCGCCGAAGAUUCAGACGACGAAAUGGAUGACGAUGAGCUGGAGUUUAAUCUGGAUCAAACUAUAACUGUUCUCCUCCAGUUAUUGUCAGCAAUUAUUUCCGAAAACGAUAUUAUUCUUGACAACAAGGGUUCCGAGUUGUUGUCGAGUAUCAAAAAAAUUCUAUCGACGAAUUCACAGUUUCAAGCUAGCUCACUUAAGGGUUCAGCAGAUGCAUUAUGCACAAGAAUUGAAAGUUUACUAUCUAACAAUAAUGAGAUACUUCCUGCCAACGAAUCUGAAGCCCAGAAACAAAUUUUGCAGCGGGCCAUAACCAAUUUAAACGACCCCUUAGUACCCAUUCGAGCCCAUGGAUUAUAUUUGUUGAGACAAUUGAUUGAAAUGAAAAGCUCAGUAAUUACAUUGGAUUUUGCAAUAAAUUUACAUCUCGUACAAUUGAAAGACCCAGAACCAUUUAUAUAUCUCAACGUGAUCAAAGGACUUGAAACUUUAAUUGAGUGGAACGAGCCACUAGUUUUGGAUAGCUUGUGCAAGUUAUAUUUACAAGAUGAUGUUGAGUUGGACGAAAAACUAAGAAUUGGAGAGGUGAUUCUUCGGUAUAUUCAAAGAGCAGGGCAAACAUUUACCGGGAAUUCUGCUAAAUUGAUUGUAGAAACAACAUUGGCGGUGAUUCGAAGAGCAGGCAACAAUAGAAAAGAUGACAGAUUAAGAAUGUCGAGCAUGUCGUUGUUGGGUACAUGUUGCAAGGUCAAUCCGUUGGGGAUGAUUGAUAAUUUGAACUAUGCGUUGGAUGCAAGUAUUGGUAUUUUGGAAUUAGAAACAGACAAGGAUCAAGCUAUAAUGAGACGUGCAGCCAUUAUGUUGAUAUAUGAUUUGAUACUAGGAACAUCAGAGACUGACAAAGUCGAGUUUCCUCAGCAGUACAAAAGCAAGGUUAUAACUGUAUUGAGAUAUGUUGCUGAAACAGAUAACGAUUUAUUGGUCAGAGAACAGGCACAAAAAGUGUUCGCAACCGUGGAAGAGUUGAUUGAAUUAGCCAUGGAAUUAUACAAAGAGGAAAAUCAAGUACAAUGA